AUGGAUAAAUUGCAGAAGAAUUUACGGGGCCUUGAUGCUGCAGCAACAGAGCUCAGCACACUCCUUCGCCGGGAAGGCAUUCGCCAUGCUUUCAUUGGAGGAUAUGCGACCAGUCUGAUUUCUGCAAUGCGGAUCACGCAAGAUAUCGAUGUCAUCGUUGACGCCGAUCCCCGGACAAUCCAGAACCUUCUUCUGCAGGAUCCUAUAUUCCAGAUCCAAGAAAGAAGAAGAGAAGCGGACCCAGUGAAGUGCGAUAUCAUACGCGGGGGAGAUAACGAGCACAUGCGGCUGCCUUCUGCAGCUUCUGUGAAGAUAAUGAGCAUGCCUCCUCAUACGCGUCUUCCAAUACUCAGUGAGUUACCUAUCGUUCAUCCUUCGAUUCUUUUUCUGACAAAGGUCAAGCGAUGGGCCAUAUACAGGACUUCUCACAGACCCGAGUCCAAGAGGAAAUUUAAAACCGACGCCGAAGAUAUUGUGGUUCUUCUCAAGUGGCUUCGAGAUUCGGGGAUGCAUAUCGACUUUGCCGGCUACCCGGAGAGACCAAAGGAGCUCACUCUGCAGAACGUUUGUGACCUGUACAGACACAGCGAAUCCUCCGAGAUGUGUCAGCUGCUCGAGGCGAAUCUGAAGCCUGAGGAUCUUGCAGCUGUACAGAACUACAACGGAGCAGAAUCUCCCUCUUUCUGA
Messenger RNA from Aspergillus sclerotioniger CBS 115572, 687 nucleotides. RefSeq lists its product as uncharacterized. Lineage: Eukaryota; Fungi; Ascomycota; Eurotiomycetes; Eurotiales; Aspergillaceae. The coding region runs from base 1 to 687 and encodes 228 amino acids. The transcript has 4 exons. The record is from RefSeq and is a predicted model, not a curated record.